AAGUGAAGAUGCAGUCAAUCAGAUGGCUGUUACUCCUUUCCCGUUACCUUCCAACUCCCACUCUUCUAUUGAGGAUCAUGGUGGCACUGAACCUGCAAGCAGCGAAGAAGACCCGAGUUUGGAAGUUGUCAUGAAAAGCUUGACUGAUGAGGAAUCCAACAAAGCUGUAAGUGACUUAAAGCGGUGUAAUUCACCUGGUUUUAUUGCUGUUCUUGCUCAACUUGGCAAGAAACUUCUGAGGGAUUACAAGGUCCUCAACCAGAUCAAACAAUCCAAAUCUUCAGCAAAAGUACCCGUCAACUUACAGGAGAUACCCCUUGUGCCAGCACCUACUUAUCUUUCUCCAGAGGCAGAAGUCACCAACCGUAGCAUCUUUCCACCUCCAUUGCCUGUGGAUCCAGCAACGUGUCCUAUAGUUCCAGGGCAGGAGAUGACUAUAGAGAUAUCUAAGGGUCGGUCAGGCCUAGGACUCAGCAUCGUUGGGGGGAAAGACACUCCACUGGAUGCCAUAGUGAUCCAUGAAGUUUAUGAAGAAGGGGCAGCAGCCCGAGAUGGCAGGCUUUGGGCCGGUGAUCAGAUUCUGGAGGUGAACGGGAUCGAUCUGCGGAAUGCCAGCCAUGAAGAAGCUAUCACUGCCCUGAGACAGACGCCCCAGAAGGUGCAGUUGGUUGUUUAUAGAGAUGAAGCCCAUUACAAAGAUGAAGAAAACUUAGAGAUUUUCUAUGUAGAUAUACAAAAGAAAAUGGGUCGAGGACUAGGGCUCAGCAUAGCUGGAAAACGAAAUGGAAGUGGAGUGUUUAUCUCUGACAUUGUUAAAGGAGGAGCUGCAGACCUAGAUGGAAGAUUAAUUCAAGGAGAUCAGAUUUUGUCUGUAAAUGGAGAGGAUAUGAGAAAUGCCUCACAAGAGACUGUUGCCACUAUACUUAAGUGUGCCCAAGGCCUAGUGCAUCUUGAGCUUGGGAGAUUGCGAGCUGGAUCAUGGCUGUCAUCACGGAAAACAUCCCAGAACAGUCAGGUGAGCCAACAGAGUGUCCAUAGCCACUUCCACCCUGCGCUUGCUCCAGUCCUCUCUACCUUACAGAAUUUUGUCAGCACUAAAAGAUCUUCAGCAGAUGUGUCUCAGAGAAACUCAGAUAUGGGCCCAAGGACUGUGGAGAUAACAAGGGGACCAAAUGAUGCACUUGGUAUCAGUAUAGCAGGAGGGAAGGGAAGUCCAUUAGGAGAUAUUCCCAUCUUCAUUGCCAUGAUUCAAGCCAGUGGUGUGGCUGCACGUACCCAAAGACUCAGAGUUGGAGAUCGGAUUGUCAGUAUUAAUGGGCAACCUUUGGAUGGGCUGUCUCAUGCAGAUGCGGUUAAUCUACUAAAGAAUGCUUAUGGGAGCAUUAUCCUGCAGGUUGUGGCUGAUACCAACAUCAGUGCCAUUGCUACCCAGCUGGAGAGCAUGUCUGCGGGAUGCAACCUUAACUCUUCUUCUGAGCAUCCUUCUGAAGAUCCCGAAGCACCUCAGCCUAAGAUUAUUACUUUGGAGAAAGGCUCUGAUGGACUGGGAUUUAGUAUUGUAGGGGGGUAUGGAAGUCCCCAUGGAGACCUGCCCAUUUAUGUCAAGACUAUAUUUGCCAAGGGAGCAGCUGCGGAUGAUGGCAGACUGAAGCGUGGCGAUCAGAUUUUAGCAGUUAAUGGGGAAGCUUUGGAAGGUGUUACUCAUGAGCAAGCUGUAGCUAUUCUGAAGCGCCAGAAAGGAACUGUAACAUUAACGGUGUUAUCAUGAAUGUCAUUGCUUGCGGAGAUAAAUACAAUUAUUUUAGAACAUCAGUAGAGCUAUAAUAAUACUGUUCAGCCCUGAGCAGGAUGUAAAGCAAACGCUGGCAAAAAUGAAUCAGUAUUCACCCUGUUGCCAGAAAGGGUAGUGUGUGUCUCGAGCUUCAUUUAGCCUUCCACAUUUAUCAGCCUUUCUCCCCACCCUCCCCUACUUCUGGUGGCUUUUGAGGUUUCUCUGGACAAGUUUAAUUAAGAAACUUCAAAGAACAAUAUCCAUUUUACUUUAUUUAUACAUCGGUUUCUCCCUGCUAGUCUGAACCCCAGUUAC
Messenger RNA from Cariama cristata (Red-legged seriema), 2086 nucleotides. Its product is annotated as inaD-like protein. The record is from RefSeq and is a predicted model, not a curated record. Gene Ontology annotation, molecular function: protein binding. The transcript has 16 exons. The annotation marks the transcript as partial. NCBI's taxonomy places the organism in Eukaryota, Metazoa, Chordata, Aves, Cariamiformes, Cariamidae.